Messenger RNA from Penaeus vannamei (Pacific white shrimp), 2461 nucleotides. Its product is annotated as pre-piRNA 3'-exonuclease trimmer. Gene Ontology annotation, biological process: nuclear-transcribed mRNA poly(A) tail shortening. NCBI's taxonomy places the organism in Eukaryota, Metazoa, Arthropoda, Malacostraca, Decapoda, Penaeidae. The record is from RefSeq and is a predicted model, not a curated record. Gene Ontology annotation, molecular function: RNA binding; poly(A)-specific ribonuclease activity. Gene Ontology annotation, cellular component: cytoplasm; endoplasmic reticulum.
UACACAAUCGCCAAUCAGCUGAUUUCGGAGGUUACCAUGGUAACAGUGAAGCAUUUCAGAUUGAAGUGAAACGUGCAAACAAAUUUUAACACUGAGAACAUUUAUCUAAUAAGAUUCUCCAGUAAAAAAAAUCUCCAAGAUGGUGGAUGUUACAGUAGAUAAUUUUCCUCAGCUUCUUCCGCAAAUAUUAGAAGACAUAAAGACAGCAGCUUUCAUCUCACUUGACACUGAGUUCACAGGACUUUUGGCUGAUGCUGCUUUUAAGGGAAGCCUAUUCGAUGAUGGAUUGCAAAGGUACCAGAAACUUUCCUGUAAUAUUCGUAAAUUCAUGAUCUGCCAGAUGGGAAUGGCUGUCUUCAAGGGAAUUCCUCACACAAACGGGUAUACUGUGACCUCAUACAACUUUUACCUCCGUCCCCACUCUUGCACAUCCUUUGAUCCAACUUUCAUGUGCCAGACAUCAAGCUUAGAAUUUUUACAGAGAUUCAAAUUUGACUUCAACAAGUGGUUGUAUGGAGGCAUCACUUCAAUGAAUACUGAUGAAGAAAAUGAGCUAUGUACAACAUUGUCAUCUGUUAUCAAAGGUCAAAAGAUAGUUGACCUUCCAUAUACAGUACGAGAUCAGGUAAAUGACCUUGGAGUGUGGGCAGUAUCAGCAAAUGAAGGUGAUACUACUACUGUAACAAAUCUAUCAGAGGCUACGUUUCAGUUCAUGCUGGUUGUCAGUGUGCGUCACAGAUUUUCUGAUUUGUGGGCUUCAAUGCAAAAUGGAGAGGUACUAAUUCAGAAAGUGACAGAGGAUAGUCGGCAAAAGCUGGAAAUGCAAGAUCCAGGUGGAAAGAAGUUGAUGGAAUAUUUUGUAGACAGAAUGCUUGGAUUUACAAAGAUUUUCCGGUACCUGGUAGAUACUCAGAAGCCCAUUGUUCUUCAUAAUUGUCUUCUUGACCUGAUGCUACUUUAUAAGCAAUUUUACAAACAUCUGCCAAGAUCCUAUCAUACUUUCAAAACAGAUAUGCACCAGCUCUUCCCCACUAUAUACGAUACAAAACUGAUAGCAGCUGAAAUUAAGAGCAGCCUAAAACAAGCUGAUGAUAAAGGUGGCAGUCUUCUAGGAAACUCCAGUUUGAGUGAUCUGGCAACAUCUUUGAAAAGAGACCACACAGCUUUGUAUAAACCAUCAAUUCAUCAUGUGCCAAAGACAAAUAAGUACAAUGGGGAGGAGAUGAUGCUACAUGAGGCUGGUUAUGAUGCAUAUUUAACUGGAUCCAGCUUUCUUUAUUUAGCACAUCUCUAUGCUAUGCUGCAGUUGCCCUCUAAACAACAGCAUCGUCCCAUGAGUCCGCGAGAACACGUUCAUGCUUUAAAAAGUUUUGCGAAUCGAGUCCAGAUGCAAAAGAGCAGCUAUUCCAUACAUGGAGUUUAAUGGCCAUGAUCCCAAAUCCAAGCGUCCUCCUUGGCUGGUGAUUGAGAGUCAUCCCAAGACUACAGGCUUUUCACCUAGCUAUGUGUCCAGUAUAUUGGCUCAGUAUGGUUUCGUUGAUGUUGUGCCACGGGAUAACAAGUCUGUUUUAGUUGCAGCAGCAUCAUGGGACAGCACAAGAGAAAUUCUUAAAACUUUUAGAAAAGGUGGAACCUUAAAGGCAUCAAGAUACAGUAAGCUGAAGCACUCACCCUUCAUAAGAUCUCUUGCUUGGUCAGGUGCCUUAGUGUCUGCAGGUUUAAGUAGUUGGCUUAUCUACAGCACAUUUAAGAAGGCCUCUUCCUGAAAUGUUGUAUAAAAAUGAGGGUAUAACAUGUAAUGCUUCUUCUCUUUUCUGUAUAGAUGUAUUAUGCAUUUUCUGUAUAGAUGUAUAAAAAAAUAUGUAAAUAGCAGCAGAGCAAUAAAUAUGUGAAUAUAUUGUUAAUUGUUUUUGCUCAUUCAUAAAUCAAGUCUUUUGUUUGAUGUUUCAAGUGUGUUCAUUUGUGAAUUUUUGGGCCCUUAACAAGCUGUACUCAUGUUGAGGUACCAAAGACAUGAUACCAGUAACACAAGUUGCAAGGUUUAAGUGAUGGAUCAGCAGACAGGUUAUUUAUGAUCCAUGAGGAACAAAAAUGGGAAUAGUAUGAAAUGAACACCUGCAUAUCUUAGAGAGGAAAACAGUCAGAAGAGCCACAUUUGUAUGUCAUGAUAAUUAUGCAUUUAAAUGUAGAUUAUUUAUAAAUAUUGAUUAGUACUUAUCUUGUUUUAUGUAUAUAUUUCAACAUAUAUAAAUUUUUGUUUCACUCUGUAUGUUUGCAUACAUGUUUUCAAGGAGUAAUUAAUUGUCUGUCUUUAAAAAUAUAUAUAUUUUAUGAUUUCAGAUUACAGUCUGUAAUCAUUUUCUGAUACAGUGACAGUAUUUUUACUUUGUAAUAACUUGGAGCUUGGUUUCAUGUUAGAUAUUGGGACAUACUUCUUGAUUUAACAACAUAAAAAAAUAAU